AUGCUGAACGUGCUGCUGCUGUGCUAUGGGUUGCUGCAGGGAAUACAGGCCAUCCUUACCUCGGACCUCAGCCACAACCACCUGCAGAAGAUGAGUGCUGGUCUGGAUGGGGCAGACAGAGCCCAGUACUCCAAUCUGCUGCGUAAAGUCAAGGAGCCAGUGGGAGCUCUUCCCAGGCCUGAGUUUGAUCAGAUGGCCCUGGAGGACCAGGAAGCUGAUGGAAACUUUGUGCAGAAAAGUGGUGUGCUGGAACCAGAGGUGUUAUCCACUGCACUGCAAGCUUCAAGCCGAGAAGAGCGCUCCCCUCGCCGGUGCGUCCGCCUCCUGGAGUCCUGUCUUGGGCAUCAGAUCCCCUGCUGUGACCCCUGUGCCACCUGCUACUGCCGCUUUUUCAAUGCUUUUUGCUACUGCAGGAAAAUCAGCACCAGUUUCCCGUGUGGCAAGAACUAG
This is a messenger RNA of Rhea pennata, 450 nucleotides long. It is a transcript of the gene AGRP, whose product is annotated as agouti related neuropeptide. Gene Ontology annotation, molecular function: type 1 melanocortin receptor binding; neuropeptide hormone activity. The coding region runs from base 1 to 450 and encodes 149 amino acids. Gene Ontology annotation, biological process: neuropeptide signaling pathway; hormone-mediated signaling pathway; adult feeding behavior. The transcript is spliced from 3 exons. The record is from RefSeq and is a predicted model, not a curated record. Gene Ontology annotation, cellular component: extracellular region. Lineage: Eukaryota; Metazoa; Chordata; Aves; Rheiformes; Rheidae.